This is a messenger RNA of Xiphias gladius (swordfish), 1792 nucleotides long. RefSeq names its product protein phosphatase, Mg2+/Mn2+ dependent, 1Nb (putative) (gene ppm1nb). NCBI's taxonomy places the organism in Eukaryota, Metazoa, Chordata, Actinopteri, Istiophoriformes, Xiphiidae. Gene Ontology annotation, biological process: protein dephosphorylation. The transcript has 6 exons. The record is from RefSeq and is a predicted model, not a curated record. Bases 131 to 1423 code for a protein of 430 amino acids. Gene Ontology annotation, molecular function: protein serine/threonine phosphatase activity; magnesium ion binding; manganese ion binding.
CUGGAGCAGCAGGGCUACGCAGACACUGCACAGGCCCAGCAUCAGGCGUAGCUCAGCCCUCUGUCCCAGCCACAAACACCAGCGCAGGGACAAAAGAAGAUUCUCCACACAUCAGCUGUGCACAAGAGCCAUGAGGACAGCAAGAAAGGGCAGCGUGGAGAUGCCUGCGUUUGUGCGGCAGCUGGUGAAAGAGACGGAGAAGAGGGUCAGCUCUUUCUUCAAGGGGAGCCGUGGAGGAGCAGCAGAGGGAGAGCAGCCAGGGGAGGGGGAGAAGGAGGAGGUCAUCCCCAGCCCCUACCUGGAUCGGCCAGUGCUGGACAAGCUGACAGAGGAGGGCUGUGCCCGCUGGGGCCUCACCUACGCCCUGGGAAGCAUGCAGGGCUGGAGGGCCAACAUGGAGGACUUCCAUAACUGUGUUCCGCAGCUGGGUGGACAGCUGGCCGACUGGAGCUUCUUCGCUGUGUUCGAUGGUCAUGCAGGCAGCACGGUGGCACAGCACUGCUCCCAGCACCUUCUGGGUCACAUCCUAGCCACAGGUGGAAUAAGACCAGAGGAUGAUCCUGAAAAGGUGAAAGGUGCCAUCAUUGAGGGAUUCCUGCAAACAGACAAGCACUUGCACUCUGCCGCACGUCGAGAAGGCUGGGAGAGAGGGGGCACCACCGUGGUGGCCACUCUUAUCUCGCCGUAUUACAUUUACUUCGCCAACUGUGGUGACUCAAGGGCCAUGCUAUGCCGGUCUGGCCAGGUUUGCUUCUCCACUGAGGACCACAAACCUUACAGCCCUCUUGAGAAAGAGCGAAUUGAGAGCGCAGGCGGCUCCGUGUCCCUCCAACGGAUCAACGGCUCUCUGGCAGUCUCCCGGGCUCUAGGGGACUUCAGCUACAAGGGAGCAGAGAACCGGACGCCCAGCCAGCAGAUGGUGUCACCAGAGCCAGAGAUUUGUGUGGUGGAGCGCUCACCAGCAGAUGAGUUCCUGGUGAUUGCCUGCGACGGGGUGUGGGACACAAUCAGCAACGAGGAGCUGUGCGCCUUCAUCCACAACCGGCUGCGUGUCUGCACUGAUCUGAGGGAUGUCUGCAAUCAAGUCAUUGACCUCUGUCUCUAUAAGGGCAGCUUGGACAACAUCAGCAUCAUCCUGCUGUGCUUUACCGGAGCCCCCCAGCUCACAGCAGAGGCAUUACACCAGGAGGCUGAGCUGGAGGAACUGCUGGGGUCCAAAGUAGCAGAAAUUUUUGAUGAGCUGUGUGUCAGAGGGGAGGAACCUGACCUGCUGUCUGUCCUCACAGUCCUAGCAUCCACUGUCAUCCCUGGAUUACCACCAGGUGGAGGCAUACAGAGCAAAAGGAACUGCAUUAUUUCUGCUUACUAUCAACAAAGAGAGACACACAAGCCCACAGUACCAAAUGGCCUGGGAGGCUCCUGAAAAGCACUACUGGAUUUUGUCUCCAAGGAUCCAUGGAGGGACUGUAAUUAAUGUCUAUAUUAAAACUGUUUUCUUCAUGUGUGCAAUUUGACAAAAAGGGACAUGAUGAACAGACAGGGAUGUUUGUUUACAUCAUGCUAACAAGUAGCAUCUUGUCAUAACAAUGCAAAAAUAGAUCUAAUAAAGCCUGAUACGUUUAUAUUUGUACAAGAAGGACAUUUUGUAAAACUUACUCAGAGACACUGACCCAGCAACAAACCUCUGCCUCAUAUUCAGUAAACAGAAAGCUGAUAAUUUCAAAUGACGGCCUGUAAAACUGAAUAAAAGCCAACUGUGAAAUUGUCCAUUUUCAUUGGAUAAAAUAAUAAG